UUCCUCCUCCUGCCCUUUAGUUACAUUGUAUCCCCCUUACUGAAAGGAGCGAGGGAUCUAGGACUCAACUCAAGGGGAAAAAAUGAAUGAAUAUACGUGAAAAUGGACGUGCCGAGAUGUUGGAUUUAUCGUCUUGGAGUUUAAGAAAGCCGUAUUUGAAGAAAGCUGUGAGAUUUCGAUCCUGCGAUGCCAGUUUCAGGGCAGUGUUUGCAUUUCUGAACGGGAUCUUUAGGAGUGUGAUGGCUGCUGGCCUUCCUUUUCUCUAGUUGCUGGAUGUGUUGGGAAGUGCACUGCUUUGGGAUCAUUUUGGGAAUUCCGUGCGCAAAUCCAGAGGCCUUUCCAGCUUCCUCUAUGGAAUGUACAUAAGUAGGAUUCUCUGGAUAGGGGUUCGCGUGUGGGGGCAAAAUGUGGGCGACUGGGAAGUUGACAUCAAUACGUUGAGGCCACUGUUCUCCUUCUCCCCGCACCCUGGCAGUCUGAGAAAUCAGACGUUACUGUGACAAACCUGGGCCGCUGGCACUAAAAUGUCCCUAAGUGGUGGCACUGCAGGCGGGAAAGGUGUGGACUCGAAUGCGGUGGACACUUACGACAGCGGUGAUGAGUGGGAUAUCGGGGUUGGAAAUCUGAUUAUCGACCUUGACGCUGACCUAGAGAAGGACAAACUCGAGAUGUCUGGCACCAAGGACGGAGGGGGAAUGGCAGCUCCACCUAGCGCAGUAGCGGCUCUGCCAGACAAUAUUAAGUUCGUUAGCCCAGUUAGUGCCCCUCAGGGCAAAGAGAGCAAAUCCAAAUCCAAACGCAACAAAAAUUCGAAAGACAAUAGCAGCAAGUCUCCGGCUGCAGACGGAGCGAAAAAGGAGCAUCAGGGACGGACCCAAGGGGAGGUUACUGGUGCGACCGGGAGUUCAGGAGGCGGCAACUCCGCUACGGGCAAAGGUGCCGAGAAGGGCGCCAAGGCCUCGCGCGGCGUGCCAAACAGCAAAAAGGAAAAGGAAGUAUCGAGUGGGAAAAACAAGAAGGAAAAAAGCGAAAGCGCACCAGUUGCGGUCGUGGCAAUUGAGAAGGAGAUAGUUGCCAACGCUCAGGCGUUUGGAGGCACGCGCAACACGCCCUUUGACAAUACGCAGAACGCGGACGUUGCUGUGACGGAGCAGCUUGGGAAUAACGCUCUGGAAACUGUUGGAAUUGUCUCUCCGUUAGCUAUUAAAACCGAGCCGGAGGAGCUUGACGGGGAAUGCCGAGUUCUCAAGAAGAUGAAAAAUGAAAAGAUGGAGUCUCCGGUCUCCACCCCGGCUCCUCCGCCGCUUCACCUCCUGUCCUCUAUGGGAAACAGUGAUAUCGCCUCACCUUGUGAGCAGCUCAUGGUGCGCACACGCUCGGUGGCCGUCAACACAUCAGAUGUGGCCCUGUCCACAGAGCCGGAGUGCCUGGGACCCUGUGAGCCGGGCACCAGCGUCAACCUGGAGGGCAUCGUGUGGCAAGAAACCGAGGACGGUAUGCUGGUGGUUAACGUUACCUGGAGGAACAAAACGUAUGUCGGAACACUUUUGGAUUGUACACGUCAUGACUGGGCCCCUCCAAGGUUCUGCGAGUCUCCCACAAGUGACCUAGAGAUGAGAAAUGGACGUGGCCGUGGUAAAAGAAUGCGACCCAAUAGCAACACCCCAGUCAAUGAGAACAGCAACUCGUCUGAUAAUAAGGGCAGCAACAACAGCAAGACGAGAGCAAGUUCCAACAGCAAGGGUAGGCGUGGAAGCCAAAACUCCUCUGAGCGCAGGACUCCACCCAACAGCAACACAGAGGACAUAAAAGCCAGUCCCUCCUCAGCCAGUAAGCGCAAGAGCAAGCCUACAUCAGACAUGGAGCCCAACUCCAGCUCUGAGGAUUCUAAAGGCAAUAAGCGUAUGCGCACAAAUUCAAACGGUGGAAUGACCUCUUCUGCACUCCCAAUACCUAUCAUCAAAACUGAGUCACUUCCUCCUCCACUAGACCGAACCUGCCCCUCACCUGUACUGAUCGACUGCCCACAUCCCAACUGCAACAAGAAGUACAAGCACAUCAAUGGCUUGAAGUACCAUCAGGCGCGUGCACAUAAUGACGAUGAUAUUAAGUUGGAUAUGGAUGGGGACAGCGAGUAUGGGGAAGAAUCCUCUCUCCACCCUGAGCCAGGAACUUGCAAUGGAGCUUCAAUUACACAGAAAGGCUCGCUCUCCCCAGCACGGUCUGUCACGCCUAAAGGAAGGGGCUUUGAUGCUCAGAGUCCAUCUCCCUCUCCUGGAAAGUUUGGCUCUAAGACAAAGAAAAAGAAUUGUGAUGUUGAAGCAGACGUUUGUGGCACACCAAUGGAGGGUUGUGAGGAUGGACCUUGCGUCACUGCUGAUGAGGCUAGCAAUGAUGGCAUAGAGGACAGGAAGUCCAAAAAGCCCAACAGCAAUGUCAAGUCCGACAAGCUGUGCCAGAAGAACAUGAAAUCUUCCAGGUCCAUGGCUCCAUCCCUCCCUUCUCAGCAGAUGUAUGCUCUGCAGCCAACACCAUUCAGUGGUGGGAGCCCCAACCAUCCCCCUGGGUUGGCCAACUUGUUGCAGGGUAUCCCCAAGAGUCCCCAGCUGAAAGGCAUGCAGUCUAAGUUAGGUGUAGCUGGGGACUUGUCGCCAAUUAAUCCAGCCUUGAGCAGCUCCAAGGACAAAAAGAAAAAGGACAAGAAAAAGAAAGAUUUGGCCAAGGAUGCAGACAGCCCCAAGCUCCCAGCAAAAAGUGGGAAAACUGAAGAGGAGAAAAGUCCAUAUUCUGAAUCCUCUGACCCAGGAAGCAGAAGUGAGGGUCAUCUCAAUGGCUCCUCGGACCCUCAUCAAAGCCGCCUUGCGAGCAUGAAGGCUGAGGCGGAUAAGAUAUACAGCUUCACUGAUAAUGCCCCCAGUCCAUCCAUCGGGGUGGCCAGUCGUGUGGAUAGCAGCGGACAGCCUCUCACUCCUCUUCACGUUGUCACCCAGAAUGGGGCUGAUAGCUCCUCGGUUAAGACGAAUAGUCCUGCAUACUCUGACAUAUCUGAUGCCGGAGAGGAUGGGGAAGGCAAAGCGGAAGGGGUCAAAGUCAAGACGGAAGAUCAGUCAGGCAGGGAUAGUGCGAAAAAGGCUCUCUUUCCCUCUCAGGCAUCCUCUAAGGAAUCUUCAUAUUAUGCUAGCUAUGACAACUACUAUUCUCCAAGUUACACCCACCCUAGCCCUGGUAGCUCCACAGCUAGUGGGCCUCUACCAGAUGGCCAACCUGUGAAACUGAAGAAGGAAGACGAACAAGAAUUGCCGGAGGAGAAGGCGAAGGUGGAUGUGCAGGAUGAGCGCAAAGCUGAGGUCGCUUCAAGUCACCCACACCAACAGCAGCAAGCCUCGGUCAUUCAGCAGCGCUCCAAUAUGUACAUGCAGCCACUCUACUACAACCAAUACUAUGUCCCCCCAUAUGGAUACCCGGACCAGGUUUAUCACAACCACCUCAUGAACACUAAUCCAACCUACAGGCAGCAGUAUGAGGAGAGGCAGAGACUUAUGGCCGAGCAGCACAGGUCUGCUGAGAAAAAGCCUGAUUUCGGUGUAAAGGACAGGGAAACCUCACUGAAGGAGGACUGGAAACAGAAGGGCCCUGUUCCACCAGGCCUAACAAAAGCCCCCAGCCUUUCAGACCUGGGAAAGCCACAGGCCACUGGCAAGCAGAGAGACACUUCCUCCGAACCUGUCAAGUCAGUGAUCAUCCCUAAAGGGGAGGAGGUCAAGCUACAGCCACAGCAGGCUGAGGGGCUUAAAAUGAAGCUUAGUGAAGCUGGCCAUCAUGGAAAGGAUGACUCAAAGGCAAGUGUAGAGUCUGCCAGGCUGGGUAUGGAGCAAGCCAUGUGGUACAGACAGUACUCUGACAGUCAGAGACCGCCAGAUGAGGAGCGAGACAGGGAGCGAGACAGAAAAGGCAAAGAGGAGAGGCCCAGGCUGAAAGACAGCAGCUCAAAAGAAGAUGGUAAAGAUGGAACUGAUGGUUCAUGUCCUCCCAACACUGAGGACCAUCGAAGCGGAGGGAAAGAUCCCCGGCCCAAUGCCCACAUACCUUUCAGCUCCCCCUUGACACAGCACCAACCCUACCUGCAUUACAUGCAUGGAUAUCCUUUUGGACAAAGCUACGAUCCCAACCAUCCUGGAUACAGAGGAAUGUCCUCCGUCAUGAUGCAGAACUACCCAGGGUCGUAUCUGCCAGCGGGAUACCCUUUCUCUCCUUACGGCAGUAAAAUGGGAGGUGGAGAGGAAGCAGAGAAAUCUCGCUCCAGCCCCACAGUCAGCAACAAGUCCGCUUCAGAGUCCAAAGCCUUGGACAUACUACACCAACAUGCCAACCAGUACAAGAGCAAAUCGCCUACCGUUGCCGACAAGCCCUCCCAUGAAAGGGAGCGAGGGGCAAGCGACCGAGAGCGGGAAAGAGAGAGGGAUCGAGAGAGGGAGAGAGAAAUGGAUCGGCCUCGAUCAUCUCCCUCCCAACGCCUAAUGCCACCCCACCACCACCACCAUCAUCUAGGCUAUCCCCUUGUAGCCGGGCAGUACGAUCUAUCUUACGCCACAGGCCUUUCAUCGUCAGCAAUUGUUGCCAGUCAGCAAGCCUCAGCCCCUUCCCUGUACCCACCAGCACGGAGGUGAGAAUGGGAAACCUGAUUGUCUCGCCCUUCUUUACAAUUAAUCAUGUGACUGGAUCACAUGGGGAAGUAUAUGGAGUUCAUUUAGACAUCAGUUGAAUGGUGUUUCUAUAUUUUUAGUUUUUCUGCCGGAAUGUGUGGCAGAUUGAUGUUUUCCUAGUAUCCGUACCUCGUACCCCGCUACAGACCAGGUUUAAAGCCAUCCCGCCCUGCUCAAAGCCCAGCCGGCCACUGGACUCUUGCCUGUGAACUGGCGAGGAAUGAUUGAAAAGCAAGGACUGUCGUUGAACUCGCCCGACGCGGGCUGUGGCCGGGCUGAGGCGAGGACUCGAGGGGACGUAAGAACACAAAGACUGAAAAUAGUUUUAUCACACUGAGAUAACUAAAGUUGUUUCCUUUUUUAUUUUAGUUGGCAUCCUCACUGAAAACAACAAAAAAAAAUGUUUUUUUUGAAUUGCUCUCUGCGGAUAAUAUCUAGCAUUGUCUCAUAACUCUGUCUUUCUGCCUUUGGUUCCUAAACGGUUCUCACCGCCACAUGCCUCAAGACUGCUCUUAUUUUUUUUUUUUUUUCCUUUUCCCAUGCCUGGCUUCUCCAUCAUCCGCAUGGUUCUGUGUAACAACCGCCAGUAAGUUAUAGCACUCUGCUUAAACUGUGUAGGAGACAGUCAUGCUGUUUUAGACAGUCAUUCACGAAAUAUAAUUUUAGCGAGCACAGUCUUUCAGAAGAACAUCAGCGGUCCGUUUACUCCACUUGGUUAUCCUUCAACUUGAAUCCGAACAUCCUCCUUGGCUACCUUACCUCAUCGCUGACCGAAUUUCCGAUUUAUCGCUGUGGUUCUUAAAAUGGAUGUUUGUUAAUGUGACGAGGUAUAGUAAGUUCUUCUAGAGAGACGCUAUGGGGUGCGUGACACCAGAGGCCCAGUAGUUUCGUUCUUGCAUGGGGCCGCUCUAUCCCUGAACACUUAUCGUGGAAGUGUCGUGAUGAUAACUCCAGCGUGUUUGAUGAAACCAAGUGAGCGUUUGACCCGAACAUGCUUUCAUAGCCCAUCAUGCUCUGUGUUCUUUCAUGUGUCGUCCAGCAUGGUGUACUAUAGCACUAGAAAUGUGACUUUUUAACGGUGUCUCCUCAGGCAAAGCAAACUUUGGUUUCGCACCAAACGCUGACUCUCUUGGUUGCGCACACUAUGUGAUGUACAGAGGGACUGUUUUAAAAUGCUAUCAAGCGACCAUCUGAUUUCUUUGAUGUUUUGAAAUCUGUCUCUUGGGUGUGCUUUUCUUUUCCUGUCCGGUCUCUGCUCGGCUUAGUCUUGGGAAUCUCUCAAUCUAAAAUCUCGACCAGUCGUAGCUCAUGGUGGAUCUCAGGCCCAGUUUCCUGGUCAACGCUGAUGUUUUCAAACGAGCAGAUCGAAUUUAACAGGCUCCGUGGGAACGAGACGACGGACAGGCGUUCGGAGGAUUACGUUGACUCGUUCCCUCUCUCCCAUGUGUAAGGUUACAAUUGAAAAAAGCACCAUGGUACACUGAAUACUAAGAGAAAUGGGCUGUUACACAUCCAAAUAUGACAUUUGAUAUUAGGUAGGCUACAUUUGGGAUGUACGAAUUCUUUCAAACCUGAACAAUUGAUUCAAUUCCCUCAUGGUUUUUGUCAGCACAUGAAAAUUGUCAAAUGGUGCUCAGCUGACACGCUGUGAUUUGUUGGAAAGAGGAUGCAGUGCACUAUUGCAUGCUUUACGUCAUUUUCACCUCUUUCCUGUUGCGCUUCGUCCCAAGUGUUUCCCAAAAGACAACUUAUCACCAAGUAUCAGGCCCCGGUACUUAAAGAAUGUUUACAUUUUGUUUUUUUUAAUGGUUUUGUUUGGAUUUUUUUUUUUUUUUUUUGCUGUAUCACCCAAUUCCUCCUGUUCUUUCUUGGACUGUUCUCUUAUGUAAAGUGUACAUUACCACGUUUCUUUUUUAUACAAUACUGUAACUUGCCUUUGUACAUUUAGGCAAAAAAAAUAAAUCUUUUUAUGAGACAAUCACA
Pimephales promelas (fathead minnow) is the source of this 6686-nucleotide messenger RNA. RefSeq names its product zinc finger protein 609b (gene znf609b). NCBI's taxonomy places the organism in Eukaryota, Metazoa, Chordata, Actinopteri, Cypriniformes, Leuciscidae. Gene Ontology annotation, cellular component: nucleus. Gene Ontology annotation, biological process: regulation of transcription by RNA polymerase II. The record is from RefSeq and is a predicted model, not a curated record.